UAAUAUUUAAGUCUCGAUCCAUCGAAAUACAAUCGAUGCUAAAUCGCAAAUGUAAGAAAAUUUGAAGUAACCAAAAACUUGGAGUAACAACUAUUUUAACAAGUCUUGAUGAACAAUAAUUUAUAAAAUAAUAAAAUAGUAGAAAUGGAUUCUUAAUGAACGGUAUAACAUAAAUAGUUUGAAAUAACAUAUGUAAUGCUGAAAUUUUCAACUUACACAGGGAUUUGGAUUCUUACCAUCCUUCUUUUAAUUGCUCCUAUCAUCAAAACCGAAAAAUAUAAUAUUGUUGAUACUGAAUUUUCCACAUGUCAUUACCAUAAUUAUUAUUAUUCCCAAAAUUGCGGAUCAUUAAAAAAUUCUAAUUACUUUUUUCUAAGUUUCACGCAUGUUGUGCAAGACUUUAUAAGCGUUUUAUUAAAUGGUACGUAUAUAUAUGAUCCAUUAUUAAUUACGAAUCGAUUUGAUGGUAAUAAUAAUUCGAAAAGUACAAUUAACGAUAUAAAAAAAUUGCAAAAAUUAUUGAAAAAUAAAUUAAAAAAUAUUCCAAUUUAUUCUAAGAGGUUAUUAAUGCCAAGUGCUUCGAAAGAUACGAUUAAUCAUUACACAAAUGAUACAUUAUUAUCGUUCAAUAAUGCAUUGUCAAAGUCCACGAAAGGGAAUAACAAGUAUCCGAAGUAUCAGAUUGGUUACAGAUGGAAACGAAGAACAUUAUGCGCAAUUUUUAAUAGGGAAAAAUAUUCUACGGAAAAAUUGAAAAAUAAAGAAGAAAAGGGUAAAAGGAAGACGUUAUUAGAUUACGAUGAACCGCGUAUUUUCACGAAUGAUAUCGACGAUUCCGAUUCUUUAAAAACACACGUACGAGUGAAAAGAAGCAAAUCAGAGUCGGAACCAAUUAUAUAUCGACAAGAUUAUUUGAAAGAUUUGGCUAACUCUUUUCCUCAUGAUCAAGAUAUUCAUGAAUCAAUUGGAAAAAAUUCUUACAACGAUGACGCAACAUUGCUCGAUACGAAACGAGAAAUUAAUUAUAUUGGAAUUGAUGAACAUCGAAAAGAGAAUGAAGAUCGUUCGAAAUAUCUUAACGCUGUGAUUUCUGUGUAUGAAGAUAAAUUCAAGAAUAAUAAUAUUAUCGAUUCGUCAUCAUUCGACGUAACUAAAGUAAACGCGUUAGAAAAGAGAAAUAUAAAAUUCGUAGAUGAGACACCAGAUAAAGAAAUUAAAACGUUGCAAAAAUUAUCCUUGAAUAAUAUGCUUAAUACGAAUCGGCAGUCGGAAGAAAAUUCAGAAGUUGAAAAUUUAUCAGAUCCUAUGUUAGCGGUUGAAUUAGUUAGGAAAAAACGAAACGAUUAUAAGGCAAACGAUGAUGAGGAUGAUAAGGACAAUAAAGAGUACUUAAGAGGGAAAAAUUCUCUCUCGUUUGAUUCUCAAAAUAUUGAGAUUAAUGAAAAAGAAAAAUCUAAGGAAAAGAAACGAUCGAUACUCGAAACAAGUAUACUCGAUAAGAAUUUAAAUCCAUCGGAUUUGAUUAACGAUAUGAAUACAAAUUUACCACGGAAAAAAAAAAGAAAAGAGAAGGACAAUUAUGAUGGAACGAAAACAAAGUUAAAACGGAAAAAGAAAAAACAUAUGGGAAAGAAACAUGAUGGAUCGAACAAUUUUCUACGACCGAUAAAAGAUGUUCAUCCGAAAGAUAUAAGCCGAUCGAAAGUGUCUCGCAAGAAAAAAACGAAUAAAGGGAAGAACAAGGAUAAAUUGAAAAAAGAAAGAAAUAUUAAUGCGAUAGAUAAGAAAAGUAAUGAAAAUAAUUUUCAUCAUAGAUUCGUAAAAUCGAAAAAUUUGGUCGAUAGGAGGGAUAUCUUUAAAAAUAUUGAGUUACUACCAGUGCACGAAAAAUUAAAAACAUCUGAUAAGAAUAAAAUAAAUGACGAUAUGUUGAGAUAUGUUUCAUCAAUUUCUUCUGUUGCGCCAAAAAGACCAAUAGAGGAGACAAAAAACAGCGAUGACAAUUCAAAUACCGGAAUAGAUGAAAAUACGAAUGCGAAGCGAAUGAUGCAGAAGCGAAACGAGGAGCGGAAAAGUUUUGUGGAAAAUGAAGAAAAUUUGCCGCCGCAAGAUACAAAAUUACGUAUAAAAAGAGAUAAAAAUACCGAAUCGAAUCAUGGUUUUUUAAAUAAAGAAGAGGAAUUAAAAUAUUACGAGAACAUUCGGGAACCUAGCUCUGAAAUAAAUCGAUGUUCCAAUCGAGACAAAAAUCAACUUUCAAUGGUUAAUGAAAUGAAUAAUAAUAAUAAUAAUAAUAAUAAUCGAGCUGUACGAUCGAUUCAAGAAGUUAAAGAACUCGCGAAGAAAUUAGUAACGAAAGUAAGUGAGCUUCAAAAUUAUUUAAACACCGAAGGAAACAUAAAAAUUGAUUCGGAAAAGAGUAAAAUUAAAACACGCGCGAUAGACGAUUUAUGUUCCAAUGUUAGCACUGCUUGUGACGUUUUUAAAGAAUCGCCUAAAAUUGUUCAAAAAUGUGUGUCGACAAGUCAUGAAGUUGGAUCUACAAAAACGUCAAAAAUUCUCGACGAGAGAAAAGUGAAUCCAACUCAAAUUACCAAUGAGCACGAUAAACUCGUUAAGAUUCCGGAUAAAAAUGCUAUGGAAAAAAAAAGAUCGGUGAGUAGACGUAUCGUUAAAAAUACGUCUACGAAUAUUCCAAGGAUAAGCCGUGAAAAUGAAAAUGAAUCAAAAUCUAAUAAUAAAUGGGGCAAAUGGACAGAUUGGAGUAGUUGUAGCGUUACUUGUGGUAAAGGCCGUCAAAUAAGAUGGCGGUACUGUUUACGCGAUUGUAGCACAGCAGAGACCGAGAUGGAGGAAAAAGCUUGCCAAUUGCCCGCUUGUCCACCAGGAAAAUUUCUUGGUAUAUUUUGAUGAUUGGUUAUAAUUGUUAACGAUAAUAUUUUCCUACGAACGAAGCGAAAUACAGCUUCUCGAUUGUCUGCGUUAAUCUUAAUUGUCGAUGUCAAUGUCAAUGUAAGAUUUAUGCGAUAUGUUUUAAAAAAAAUAAGUACAUAUAAAAUGUAUGUUAUAAAAAAAGAAAAAGAAAAACGAGGAGAGGAAUAUCAUGAAUAAAGAAAGAAUUAGAAGUAGACAAAUUAAAAUCGUUGAUUUUACUUCUGAGUUAUUAUUUUAGCAAUUAACAGUUAAGAAAUUAUUAUUGAAACGAAUAACCUCAACACUGUUUUGUAACAAAUCGCAUGAUGUAUAUUUUUUUUUUCUUUUCUUUCUUUUUUUUUUGUUUUAUUAGCAAAUACACAAUAUAUAUUAUAUAGAAUAUCUUAAACACAACUUUUCUUUCUUCAUUCGUAUUCAUAUGUAACGAGAUUUCGUUGCUUACAGAACAGUCUAAUCAUUAUGUUUCAAUUACAAUGCUACAGUUUACUUUUUUUUUCUCUUACCUCUCCCUCCCCCUCCCUCUUCCCUCUUCGCCUUUGUUUAAUUUAAAAUAUCGCAAAAUAUUAGCGAUUGUAAAGAAUUGGGGUAAUUAACAAAUAUUUUGAUGAUAUUAUUUCAUAAUAUUUUGUUUUCACAAAUAAUGUAAUAUAAUUUUAUUUAUUUUAACGACCCAUGUUUUUUUUUUUUUUUUUACAUUAGAUCUCUUAAGAUCUCAUUUACUUAACAACUUGUAUUUCUCUCAUUUAUAUUUUGUUGCUUAUAAACUAAUUUUAUCGUAUAAAUUGUACAAACGUGAUCUUCUUUUCGUGCCAUUUAAUAAUAUACAAAUUUCGUAAUAUACAAAAUCGUCGAAAAAUUUCUAAAUGGACAUAUAAGGCUUUCGAAACGACCUCGUGUAAAUUGCAAUUGUUUAAUUUAAAACGGAGAAGAAAGGGUUAAGAUAAACCGUGCUUACAUCGUAUCAAAGUAUAUAUAUCUACGAUGAAAUAGAAUUGUUCGCAUAAAAUCACGUGUAGACAAAGAUCACAGUAAUUGUCACCCAUCCCAGUUGCAUCGAAUUAUGAAGAGAGAAAAUCAGAAUCGAUGGGAUCGAUGCAACAUACGAGACGAUAGUAAGCACAAUUUCUCCUCACGUUUAAUCUAGUACCGUUAGAACGUCAAAAGACGCUAUUAUAUUUUUGCAUAUUAAAACUCGACUUUAAUUAUUGUUCAUAACAAUCUCGUACAAUCGUACUUUAUCUUUAUCCUUAAUCGUAAUCACGAACCUGCGAAUAUUCCGAUCUUAUCUAUAAAAUAAUAAUUUGUAAAUGGUCUUAAUCCUCGAUUUCGCUUUGAGAAAAUUCAAAGAUCACCUUUCACGAGGCAAAUCAAAUUUUAAUCUUUUCGGGAAGAUAUCUCGAAAAAUACGAGAUAUAUGAUAAUGAAAAUAUUUUAAAGGAAAUCAGAUUGUACUGCCAUUUAUUUGAUCUUGCAAAAGAUCGAUUUUUGAUUUUUAAAUUAAAACCUAUUACUAUUUUUUAUUACUAUAUUACUAUAUUAUUACUAUAUUAUUGCUGGUAUCAAAACGUUUUCGAAACAUUAUCUAAAAAUUUAAUUUUUGUAUAAGCAAUUCUCAAAAUAUAACGAGGUAUUAAUAUUAUCCGACGGGUACAAAGACAAAUUGUUUAUGAUUUUUUCAUUAGCAUGUUUUGAGCGUUCAUAUUUCAGGAAUCGAUUAUGUAAAAAUUAGAUAAAAUUAGGUAGCGCUUCGAAAAUAUUUUUCGAUGGCAACGAUAAUAAUAUGCAAUAAAAAAUAUAAGUCCUUAACUUAAAAAUUAAACUUGUAAACUUUUAGAAGAUUCAUGGCGUUCAAAGUUAAAUAAAUGCAAAAGUAGAAAAAACAAACGCUGACCGCUAAAUCCAUUCUUUUAAUUUUUAUUUUAAGAAAUUGAAAUUGCUCCUUUUUCUCAAGCGUGUAUAAUUUUUAAUCAAUAAUUAAGUUAAAGGAGAAUGCAGAUAAAAAGUCAAAUUAAAAAAUUAUUUUAACGAGAAAUAAUAUUCCUAAUAAAUAUUCCCUAUCCAAGUUUGUAAAGAGAAAUUUAAUGAUUAAAAUUUUGAAUCAAAAUUCCAUGAGAUCAAAAUAAUUUUUAUAGCGAAAUUCUAAAUUCUAAAGAAAUUCAUCAUCAUCAUUGAUAAAAUAAAAGUAUAUUUAAUACAAGUGUGAAUUAAAGAGAAAUAAAUCAAAAAAUAAAUAAGAUUUUUACAAAUAAUUUGUAAUAAUCACUUAGAUUCUUUUGUAAGAUUUCAUAUAUCAUUUACUGAUGUGGGAAAGUUUUUGAAACGUUCCAUUAUAGCAUAUUUCAUAUUGCUUUCGCAACGAACGAGAAACAAUUGUAAAGUAAUAAUGUGAGAUCUGUUUCCAUACGUAUAAUAGAAUUUUAUAAUUUUGUUUGAUUAAAAAAUAAAUAUUUCACAUGCGAUGAAAAAUGAUUUCAUCUGAUUAAAAAAAUUAAAAAAAUAUAUAUAUAUAUAUUCGGAAACUAUGAUAAAUUAUUAAUAAUAGUUGACGAAUAUUCCAAUAAACAGAUAUCUAGGGAUAAAGAACUAGGGGAAAUUUAGAAUUUUUUUCUCUAAGGAACGUAAUGUUUUCGACGUGUCGUCUCAGAAACAUAUGCGCCAUCUAAUGAUUAAGAGAUAAUUCAAUACGUUCGUUGCUCGAUAUUUCAGUUUUUAUAUAAGGACUAUAUAUAUAUUGAUUUUUAUUACUAAAAUCUAGAAUCUAAAUAUCGAGGAAAAAAUGAUUAAAAAAUGAUUGAACAUUUCUCUUUAAAUCGUUCGAUAAUAUAUAUAUAUAUAUACUUUAUAUUUCAAUCUCGAUACCGAUAUCGAAUCUUUAUAUUCGCAUCCAGCAACAAUAUUGACUAUUACGAUAAUUACACAAUGUAAUGCAAGUUUCUUUUGUUCUUUUUUACUUUCAUCAACAAUAAGAUUCGCGCGUUACCUUUGUUAAAUAUAUUAAUAACGUAUUUAUCAACAAAGAUUAUAAAUCAUAGUACGGAAAAAAAAAAUGAGUCAAUAAACAUGCAGAACAAAAUUAAUAAGUAAAAUGAAUUCUCUUGAUUGCGCAAGUUUUGUUUUAAAAUAAUUUUAAUAAGAUAAGAAAGAUUCAAAUUAAUGCGUUAAAGAGAAAUAAAGAUAACAUAUUAUGACACUAUAGAAAAUAUGUUAUAAUCACGUGAUGAAGAAUCCAAGAUCUCGGUGACGUAAUAUCUCUAAUUAGUAAUAUCCGACUUAUCUUAUGGGACUUAAAAAAAAAACAAAUACAAAUUGAUCACAAUAGUAAACAGCAACGUAAGUAUACGUAUAUAGUCAUGAAUAUUAAACAACGCAUAUAUUGCCGAUCAAGAGUAUUAGGACGUUUGCUAUUUUUGAUAAAUUUAAAGCGUAUGAAGUAUACACUUCAAAAAAAAGAAAUUCGAGAGAGAGAAAAAAAUUGAAUCAAAUUGAAUUGAAUAAUUUUAAAUUUUUAUAAAAUCUCAAAAUAAAUAAUUGUAAUAAUUUAUAAUAUAUAUUCUAAUACACUGAAUUAUAUUGCAUACGAAUAAUUUUUGAAUCUGUUUUCAAUUUAUACAAUGAAUGUGUUUCACGCAUAAAAUUAUACACAUAAAUAUUUAAGAAAAAGAAAAUUUAAUAAACACAAGUUUCGAAUCAAAUUUGUUCUUCUAUCGUAAUCAAUUUUCUUUGAAGUAUGAUAGUUGGAUAAGAAAAGAAGUAUCGAGUAUCAAAAAAUUCAUUUCUAAUCAAGUUAACAUUGUAUUAAUAAAAAUAUAUUCUACAUAAGAGAAAUUGUGAUAAAAACAAAAAAAAUGUGUUCGAUAACUGUAUAAAAAGAUUCAUAAUAAUUUAAAUUUUUUUCAUUUAUAAAAAUUAAAGAUAAAUGUGAAAAAUAAAGAAAUCUGAAUAUCCCAGAAAGAUAAGUUAGAAAAUAAGCUAGAAAAUGAGAUUAGAACAUUGCUUGGUUUCUUAACGCAAGAGAUGAUAUGUUGAAAAGAUAUAAGAGAAAUAAAAGAGACGAAUUACUCCUCCGAUACAAUUACACAAAUAAAUGAAAUCAAGCGAAUGAAAUAAUUUCAAUAAUAAGAACAUAUAUGAAAUACUCGGAAUCAAUAUUGAUCAAUAUUGACAGUUGAAAAAUAAUCAUUGAAAAUCAUUAAAAUAAGAGAGUUAAUAAAAUCGAAUUCGUUUUUUUUCCGAUUUUUUCGAUAUCUCUUUGAGGAUAUCGAUCGGAUUGAUAAAAUGGAGCAAAAUCAUCGGUUGCUUUGCGUAUUGAUAUUGAUAUUAACCAAUAUCGAAAUCAGAUUAUUAAUCUCGAUAAGUAUUCAUUAUGAUACUUAAACAUCUUGUGAUCAUUUCUAAAUUUAUAAGAUCCUCGUUUUUUUUUUUUUUAUUUUCAAAAUAUCUUCAACGCCAUGACAAAGAACAAGUAUGUUAUGUUACUCACACUGAAUAUUGACAAAAUUGGAAAAAAUAUUAUGUAUAUGAUGAAUCUAAGCUUAAAACAAAAUCGUUCAAAUGGACUUGACAAAAAUAUCCGCUUACGAAGGACAUAUUGUGACGAGAAUAAAAUAAA
This is a messenger RNA of Apis mellifera (honey bee), 7543 nucleotides long. RefSeq names its product MATH and LRR domain-containing protein PFE0570w-like. The record is from RefSeq and is a predicted model, not a curated record. Bases 196 to 2910 code for a protein of 904 amino acids. The transcript is spliced from 2 exons. Lineage: Eukaryota; Metazoa; Arthropoda; Insecta; Hymenoptera; Apidae.